AUGGCAUCGACAUCUUACUAUGGCGCUAAUGACGGCCUGCAGAUAGGUAACAACCAUGGCACAAGCACGGCAGAAUUCCACAUGUCUAAACGACAAAAGACCUCCUGCCGUGACGGUUCGCCUUCCCCGCGACACGAUCGGUACACCAUCGCCUGGAUUUGUGCGCUCCACAUAGAAAUGGCAGCAGCUCAGGCCAUGCUAGACGAAUUUCACGAAACACUGCCUACCCAUGCGGACGAUAAAAACACCUACGUGCUAGGAAGCAUCAAACGACAUAAUAUCGUUAUUGCGUGUUUACCAGAAGGGCAGUAUGGAACAAACAAUGCAGCGAUCGUUAUGACGAACAUGAAGCGGACCUUCCCAGCAAUACGCGCAUGUUUGAUGAUCGGAAUUGGCGGUGGUGUGCCAAGCAAAGCUGAUGUGCGUUUGGGUGAUAUUGUUGUUGGAACAAGGGUGAUGCAGUAUGAUCUUGGGAAGAUCAUUGGAGACGGACAACUCCAGCGAACAGCAAUUCCUCGAAUUUGCGACCGGUUGCUUAUGACGGCUGUGUCUACCCUCCGUUCGAAGCACGAACUAGGCCCUAGUCGAGUUUCAUCCAUCUUACAACAGAAGCUAGAAGGACAAUCCGCGUACGCUCGCCCGGCUUCGCCAGAUCGCCUGUUCCAUGCGACCUAUGAUCAUGAAUCUCUAACUGCUAGCUGUGACGGAUGCGACCAUUCAAAGCUAGUUCCACGAAACCAACGAAUGUCCGACGAAAUAAGGAUCCAUUACGGCGCGGUUGCCUCGGGGAACCAAGUCAUGAAGGACGGCACAACUCGGGACAACAUUGCUGAACAACUAGGUGUCAUAUGUUUUGAGAUGGAAGCUGCUGGUCUGAUGGACAUCCUCCCAUGUCUCCCAAUUCGGGGGAUCUGCGACUACUCGGAUUCUCACAAGAACAAAGAAUGGCAGCGAUAUGCCGCAGCAACCGCGGCCGCAUAUGCAAGAGAAUUGGUUGAGGAGUUACCUGUGACCGAAUCGCAUACAAGUAUUGUCUACACGGCCGAUUUUCAUCAAAGUUUAUCGCACGAACGCCGGCAGCGCUUGUUAAAUUCCUUUAAAUUCGAGCAAAUGGAUUCCCGAAAAACGACCAUCAAACAACAAGAAAAAAAGACGUGUCGCUGGUUUCUCAGCCAUCCCGACUACGAAGCAUGGCUUGAUCCCGCAAAGUUGACGCACCACAAUGGCUUUUUGUGGAUCAGUGGUAAGCCCGGUGCUGGCAAGUCGACAAUCAUGAAGUUUGUGUACUCGAGCAUGAAAAGCAAGGCCCGUCAUAAGCAUGCUAUCACUGCUUCCUUUUUCUUCAACGCUCGAGGUGUUUUCUUAGAAAAGUCGAUCUCAGGGAUGUAUCGUUCGUUACUGCUUCAACUGCUUGAAGGGUUCCCCGACCUUCAGGUUGUUUUAGACGAUUCUGAGCUAGUUCCCGAAAGUCAAACCGGUUGCCCUUCCUUAAAUGUUCUUAAGGACCUAUUUGCCAAUGCAGUUUGCUCUCUUGGUCAACGCUCUUUUACCUGCUUCGUUGAUGCUCUCGACGAGUGUGAUGAGCAACAAGUUGUGGACAUGGUCCAGUACUUUGAAGAGCUGGCCGAGCAAUCUACAGCAAAAGGGGUCCUAUUUCGAGUCUGCUUUUCUAGUCGACACUAUCCCUACAUCGUCAUUCAACGAGGUAUCCGGCUUACACUGGAGGAUCAGUCAGGCCAUGCGGAAGACUUGGCAACCUACGUCACAAGCCGCCUCCUAAUCAAAGAACCCACGCUUGUCGAAGAGCUACAACCAAAACUGCUCAGUAAAUCUGCUGGUGUUUUCAUGUGGGUCGUCCUAGUUGUCAAUAUUCUUAACAAGGAGUAUCGACGGGGCGGAAUGGCUCUGAGGAUGAGACUCGCGGAAAUACCGAGUGACCUGAGUGAGCUAUUCAGAGAUAUCUUGAGGCGUGACAAAGAGAAUAUGGAGGCCCUCCAACUUUGCAUCCUCUGGAUUCUGUACGCAAAGCGGCCUUUGCAACUGCGGGAGUUCUAUCAUGCUCUUUGGUCUGGUUUGUCACUGAAGGGUCUGGUCGAUGACAAACCUCCGGAUGUCACCAUCCCAGAUAGCGGUGAUAGCCCCGACAGUUUUAGCAGAUAUGUUAUUAGCUCCUCAAAAGGACUUGCCGAGGCCACGAAAUCUAGCCAGCCCACAGUUCAAUUCAUCCAUGAAUCUGUCCGAGAUUUUCUUAUCAAGGACAAGGGUCUGUAUGAAUUGUGGCCUGAACUUGGACUUGAUUGCGAGAGCUUAAGCCAUGAGAAACUCAAACAAUGCUGCAGUGUCUAUAUGAAUCAUACUUUGAUCUGUACAUCUGUUAGCAAGCUGCUGUCUGAGUCUAACACCUACGGCCGGACGGAAAUCUCAGAAGCUUGCCCGUUUUUGGAGUAUAGCAGUCAGAAUAUCCUCUACCAUGCCAACGCUGCGGCGAAAGCGGUUCCUCAAGACGAAUUUUUGUCCUCAUUUUCUAUCUCUAAGUGGAUCAACACCCACAAUCUUUUCGAAAAAUUCAACAAUAGGAAAUAUACCCCGAGUGCAAAUCUAUUUUAUAUUCUGGCAGAUAAAGGACAUUCCGAGCUCAUCAGGGCAAGGUUGAAAGGAGAUCCGCAAAUUCACGUCCUUGGGGAGAGAUACAAGUACCCACUUUUUGCUGCUUUAGCCAAUGGUAACAAAGACACUGUUGCUGCUCUUUUGAACUCGCCUUCGAGCAUUCACGAUGGAAUCGACCUUACAGACGGCCUAAACUACAGGAAAGAUUUUAAGGGAUACGAAAAUCGAACACCGCUAUCUUGGGCUGCCCAGGAUGGUCGGGCAGGCAUUGUCAAGCUCCUUUUACGGACAGGAAUGCCCCUUGAUGACAUGGAUAGAGGGGACCGAACACCACUUUCACGGGCAUCAGAGAAUGGCCACGAGGCGGUAGCGAGGCUUCUCAUCGACAAGGGAGCCGAUAUCAACAUCGGCGAUAAAAGUGGAUCGACACCACUUUCACUAGCCUUGAAGAAUGGCCACGAGGCGGUAGCGAGGCUUCUCAUCGACAAGGGAGCCGAUAUCAACAUCAGCGAUGACAUUAGGUCGACACCACUCCAAUGGGCCUUGAAGAAUGGCCACGAGGCGGUAGCGAGGCUUCUCAUCGACAAGGGAGCCGAUAUCAACAUCAGCGAUAACAGUGAAUUGACACCACUUUCGCUAGCCUCAAAGAAUGGCCACGAGGCGGUAGCCAGGCUUCUAAUCGAUAAAGGAGCCGAUAUCAACAUCUCCCAUUACAGUGGAUCGACACCACUUUCACUAGCCUUGAAGAAUGGCCACGAGGCGGUAGCGAGGCUUCUCAUCGACAAGGGAGCCGAUAUCAGCAUCGGCGAUAACAGUGGAUCGACACCGCUUUCACGGGCCUCAGAGAAUGGCCACGAGGGAGUAGCGAGGCUUCUAGUCAAUAAAGGAGCCGAUAUCAACAUCAGCGAUAACAGUGAAUUGACACCACUUUCACUAGCCUUGAAGAAUGGCCACGAGGCGGUAGCGAGGCUUCUCAUCGACAAGGGAGCCGAUAUCAGCAUCGGCGAUAACAGUGGAUCGACACCGCUUUCACGGGCCUCAGAGAAUGGCCACGAGGCGGUAGCGAGGCUUCUCAUCGACAAGGGAGCCGAUAUCAACAUCGGCGAUAAAAGUGGAUCGACACCGCUUUCACAGGCCUCGGAGAAUGGCCACGAGGCGGUAGCGAGGCUUCUGAUCGAUAAAGGAGCCGAUAUUAACAUUAGUGAAAAUGGUGGAUUGACCGUGGGAUCAAACCUUAUGCUUUGUUGA
Penicillium riverlandense is the source of this 3855-nucleotide messenger RNA. RefSeq lists its product as uncharacterized. NCBI's taxonomy places the organism in Eukaryota, Fungi, Ascomycota, Eurotiomycetes, Eurotiales, Aspergillaceae. Bases 1 to 3855 code for a protein of 1284 amino acids. Gene Ontology annotation, biological process: nucleoside metabolic process. Gene Ontology annotation, molecular function: protein binding; catalytic activity. The transcript is spliced from 2 exons. The record is from RefSeq and is a predicted model, not a curated record.